ACCGCCAAGCCUGUGUUGCCGUCGACUUCGUCUCACGCUUGUGAUUGGUGAUUUGCGGCAUGGGGACUUUCAGGCUGCUGUGCUGGCAUUGGCGGUUUGCCCACAGAGCUGUCUUCUGGGCUCUGAUAAUGACAGCUGCCGCUCUCGAUGGAUACGACGAGCCACCUGGAGACUUUGAUUAUUGGGAGGAAAACAACAUCAAACACCAACAAAUUGAUCGAGAGGAAGCUACAGAUAGAACAGAAAUUUUACUUCAAAGGCUACUCAAAAUUCUUCAGAAGCAGCAACAUCCCAAGCCAUCUCUCUAUAGACAGCAAUUGUAUUCCCUGGAGAAAAUUCAUGAAGAUUCGAAUUGGCCAGGCAACGACGUCGAGAAGCGAAACUCGCGGCCACCACGUCGUCCCGACUUGAUGUUGAGACUACAAAGAGUUUACAAUGUCAACAAGGAAAAACAUUUGAGAAGAAAUCCUCAGGUGUGUUUAUUCAAGCUGUGUCCGUCAGGAUAUUCCAAGAGAUAUUUCCAAAAGUAAUAUGGUUGAAAUAGGUUGAUGAUGCUCAGGACAAAUUAUAUAUAUAUAUAAUUAGAUUACGA
This is a messenger RNA of Hyposmocoma kahamanoa, 592 nucleotides long. RefSeq lists its product as uncharacterized. The coding region runs from base 60 to 530 and encodes 156 amino acids. The transcript has 5 exons. The record is from RefSeq and is a predicted model, not a curated record. NCBI's taxonomy places the organism in Eukaryota, Metazoa, Arthropoda, Insecta, Lepidoptera, Cosmopterigidae.